Molecule: messenger RNA, 1242 nt
Organism: Pseudozyma flocculosa PF-1
Lineage: Eukaryota; Fungi; Basidiomycota; Ustilaginomycetes; Ustilaginales; Ustilaginaceae
Exons: 1
Coding region: 1-1242 (413 amino acids)
Source: RefSeq, a predicted model, not a curated record
AUGUUGCCCACCUUUGUCCGGCGCGGGCAUCGACGCCCGAUGCUCCUGUCGCUCCUUUCGCUGCUGGCGGUGCUCGCCCUGCUUCUGCCCACCAGCAGCGCGAUGGAGCCACCUCCGCCUUCGUGGUUCGGCAGCGGUCCUGCCGAGUUCGGCGAGUACCUUGGACGACAGUUCGGCGACCACGUCGGUCCUGCUCCUCCCGCCGAUGCGUCGGCCGACGUCGAUACGGCCCUCAAGCUCGCCGUCGAACCGUCCUCCUACCAUCUGGCGUACCCCAACCCUUACCGCGUCGACACUUCCCUCAGGAUCGGUCGUGGCCCUUCGUCGUCGCGCCAAGGCGCAGGCCCGGGACGCUUCGACAGCGACAGCCUGCGCUAUCCGCUCUCAACCGAGGGACCUUCGCACCAGCUCGACGACGCCGAUCUUUACCACGACCCUGUCCAUCCAUCGCGCUGGCGGCUCGCCCAUCCUUUGCACCCCGAUCCGCCUCACGGCCCGCAGCAAUACCGCCAGGACAGCCCCGCCUCCGUCGACGAAGCCGUCGCGCUGCCUAUCCGCUCUCCGGAGUUGGUGCGCAGCUCGGAGUCAGAAAACGGAGGCGAUCCCGCCUCCGCGCAAGGGAUGGAGGAGCCUUCGGACCAGUUGUCGUGGACGGCCGAGCACGGCCCUGAAGGGACCGUCCGCCUCAGCGGCGAGACUCGGAGCGCUCGUCUGCGGGCCCGCCCUGCCAGGUUCGUGAGUCCAGAAGCGAUCCCCAUGGACGGCAGGGCCGGCUGGGUAUGGGGUAAUCCCGACCUCUUCGCCGAGGCGCAGACCGAAGUCAUUGAGCGACUCGCCGACCAUCUCGAGCCGGGAAGCGACCCCAAAGCGGCGCUCGGCACCUUGAUCGACUUCAAGCCCAUGAUCGGUCGUCCCAACAUGCGGCAGUACGUGCGCAUCCGCAAGUCCCCGAGCCACCGCACGGGCGACCGGAACAAGGCGGUGCUCUUCAAGGACAUCAUGACGCCGAACUAUCGGAUCUACUUUCAGGAAGACAUCGAGCGAUCGCACGAGCUCUGGAAGCACGGCCGCGCGAUCAAGGUUUUCUCGAUCAUCGCGGUGCCCUGGUCUCGGGACUCGUCUCAUCCCAAAACGCUCGUCGGCGAGGUCGCCGUGCUCCCCGAGCUCGCCUUCAAGCGCGGCAGCAUGCCCAAGAAGCCGUUCAAGCUCGUCGAGGAUCCUCGUGGACCGUUGUUUGGCUGA